Messenger RNA from Exaiptasia diaphana, 1446 nucleotides. RefSeq names its product mucin-2-like. Lineage: Eukaryota; Metazoa; Cnidaria; Anthozoa; Actiniaria; Aiptasiidae. The record is from RefSeq and is a predicted model, not a curated record. Bases 109 to 1431 code for a protein of 440 amino acids. Gene Ontology annotation, molecular function: calcium ion binding. The transcript is spliced from 6 exons.
GGAAAUACAGAAUGUCAACUCUUUGAAGAGGGACCUCAGUGUAUUUGCAGAGCAGGUUUUGAACGGCCAAAUUGUACAGAUAUUGAUGAGUGCACUACUGGUCGUCAUAUGUGUCAUGUUAAUGCUCUGUGCACCAAUAGUCCUGGUAGUUAUGUUUGUAGAUGCCGUCGGGGUUUUGUAGGAGAUGGCAGAUCAUGUUCUGAUGUUACCACUACAGCCACAACUGAAACAGUGAUUACCACUGCGGCACCARCAAAACAAGAGGUUUCUUCUGAACCACCAACCAAAAAAGAGGCUACCACAGCAGCACCAACUGAAACAGAGCCUGGAACUGCAGACACAACCAAAACAUUGGUUACCACUGCACAACCAUUCAAAACAGAGGUCACCACUGCAGAACCAUCCAAAACAGAGGUCACCACUACACAACCAACCAAAGUAGAUGUUACCACUNCAGCACCAACUAAAGUAGAUGUUACCACUGCAGAACCAACCAAAGUAGAUGUUACCACUGCAGAACCAACCAAAGUAGAUGUUACCACUGCAGAACCAACCAAAGUAGAUGUUACCACUGCAGAACCAACCAAAGUAGAUGUUACCACUGCAGAACCAACCAAAGUAGAUGUUACCACUGCAGAACCAACCAAAGUAGAUGUUACCACUGCAGAACCAACCAAAGUAGAUGUUACCACUGCAGAACCAACCAAAGUAGAUGUUACCACUGCAGAACCAACCAAAGUAGAUGUUACCACUGCAGAACCAACCAAAGUAGAUGUUACCACUGCAGAACCAACCAAAGUAGAUGUUACCACUGCAGAACCAACCAAAGUAGAUGGUACCACUGCAGAACCAACCAAAGUAGAUGUUACCACUGCAGAACCAACCAAAGUAGAUGUUACCACUGCAGAACCAACCAAAGUAGAUGUUACCACUGCAGAACCAACCAAAGUAGACGUUACCACUGCAGAACCAACCAAAGUAGAUGUUACCACUGCAGAACCAACCAAAGUAGAUGUUACCACUGCAGAACCAACCAAACCAGACGUUGAAACAGAAGCAACAAAAACUCCUGAACCACAAGCCAAAGAGAAAACUACUGUAGCAACCACAACCACAGGACCCAUUCUGGUAACAACAUCCAAGCCGUUAGAUUUAUGCGCUGAUGGGAGUCAURAUUGUCAUCCUAAUGCUUAUUGCGUGACAACCCYUGGUUCUUAYAGUUGURKWUGUAAAGUAGGAUUUUCUGGCAAUGGUAAAUUAUGUGAAGAUAAAAAUGAAUGCUCUGAUGGAUCCUCAAAAUGUGAUAAGAAUGCUAUGUGUUUUAACACUCUCUCAUCUUAUCGGUGCAAUUGUGACAGUGGAUUUACUGGUGAUGGAUUCAUUUGUGAAGGUACUCAGCACUAUUUGUUUGUGGGUGAACUUGUGUAUUGAACUAAAAAUGUGAAU